UAACUGAACACAGGGCAGAGGGUCCAGUACUAUAGCAAUGAAUAUCGGAACGAACGUAAUCUCUGAUGACGUCUCAGUUAUGACGUCAUAAAUACGCAACGCAACACCUUGCGUUUUGCUAUGUUCUCUCUCAGUAUUGAAAAUCUAUAUGUUAAGUGACACAUAUUAUAAAUUUACAGUACUGGCAGUGAAUUUCGGAACGUACCUCUUGUUUUCUUUUACAUGUUACCAGAAACGUCAUAAACAUGGAUGACACAGUGAAACAGCCAGAGAAAACCUGUACCUUUUUAUUCAAAAAACGUAAAAUUCGUAGUACGAGACAGCGAAAAGAAGCAAGUGGAAGUAAUGAUAGCAGCGAAGAUGAGACAACAGUGGUCAGAAAGCAGAAGAAGCGAGACAACCGCAAUCCUAUGAUACAAAGCACAAGUACAAAGGAAUAUCAAGAAAAGACAAAUCACAGUGAUGACAGUAGUGAAGAGGAUAGUGUAACUGUAUCAUAUAAAAGUAACAGAACAGCUCUUCCAGUUGGCCCGAGUGAUCAAGGAGCAACAGCUGUUCUAGAGACAGAAACAGAGAAAGAUAGAGAUGCACAAGCAUUAUUUGAGAAAGCACAGAAAAUAAACGAAGAACUAGAAGGAAAGGAAGAUGAUAAAAUUUAUAGAGGCUUGAAUAAUUAUGCACAAUAUUACAAGAAAAAAGAUACAGCUGCAGGAAAUGCAUCUAGUGGAAUGGUUCGUAAAGGACCAAUCAGAGCACCGUCAAAUCUUAGGGCAACAGUGAGAUGGGACUAUCAACCUGAUAUAUGCAAAGAUUACAAAGAAACAGGCUUCUGUGGUUUUGGAGAUAGCUGUAAAUUUCUUCAUGAUCGGUCGGAUUAUAAAUUAGGAUGGCAGUUAGAAAGAGAAGCUGCUACUGGCGAAUAUGAUAACAGUGGUGACGAAGACGAUAAAAAAUACGAAAUUGCUAGCGACGAGGAAGAUUUGCCAUUUAAAUGUUUUAUAUGUAGAAACAGUUUUACAGAUCCCGUUGUUACCAAAUGUAAGCAUUAUUUUUGCGAAAAAUGUGCUCUGGAACAGUACAAAAAAAGCACACGAUGUUACGUCUGCAAUACUCAGACUAACGGCACUUUCAGCGUUGCAAGAGAACUUAUUGCACGAACAAAAAUGGAAGAAAAGAAGAGACCAACAACGCCAAGCGAGAGCUCAAGUGAAGAUUGACAAGAUUAAAAUAAUGAUACGUAUAUUUCCACAAAAGUUUAGAAACUUGUAUAAACUACUAUAUGUAAUUUUAUACGAAAUAAUUGUGUAAUAUAGAAUAAAAAUAUUUAGUUAACUUA
Messenger RNA from Pseudomyrmex gracilis, 1336 nucleotides. It is a transcript of the gene mdlc, whose product is annotated as RING finger protein 113A. The transcript is spliced from 6 exons. The record is from RefSeq and is a predicted model, not a curated record. Gene Ontology annotation, cellular component: U2-type spliceosomal complex. Gene Ontology annotation, biological process: snoRNA splicing. Gene Ontology annotation, molecular function: metal ion binding. Bases 246 to 1217 code for a protein of 323 amino acids. NCBI's taxonomy places the organism in Eukaryota, Metazoa, Arthropoda, Insecta, Hymenoptera, Formicidae.